AUGAACCUUGCUAAUGUCAUCAACUGUGUCUCUAUCUCUUCUCUUUGCACAUUAAAAUACAAUAAUACUUCAGACUUUAAAAAUAAAAAUAUCAGAUCAUAUCCUUACAUAUGGCUUCAAAUUGGCCGAGAAAACCAGACUAUAAACAGAUGCAGUGAGAUAGGAGCUGAUCCAGAGCUUGAUGAGUUCAUGGAAUCAUAUUGUGAGGUUCUUCAUAGAUGCAAAGAGGAACUCUCAAAGCCGUUGGAUGAAGCUACAAUGUUCUUGACCAACAUCAAAUCAAGGCUAAUUGAUCUCUGCAAAGGAACAUUGGUGAAAUCCUUGGAUUAUUUAUCUGAUGAAGCUGGUGGGUCUUCGGAGGAAGAAUUAAGCGGCAGCGAAUCACCGGGCCGGCAGCGUCCGAGCCACGAGAUCAAAGGAAUGCUGAUGCGUAAAUACAGUGGGUAUCUAAGCAGUUUAAAGGAAGAAUUCUUGAAGAAAAGAAAGAAGGGUAAGCUGCCAAAAGAUGCUAGGCUCACACUGCUAGACUGGUGGAACAACCAUUAUAAAUGGCCUUAUCCCACGGAGGAUGAGAAGUUGAAAUUAUCAGAGAUAACAGGACUAGACCAGAAGCAAAUCAACAACUGGUUCAUCAACCAGCGGAAGCGGCACUGGAAACCGUCCGAGGAUAUGAAAUUCUCUCUUCCGGACGGUGUUUCCGGACGCAUCGGUGGUGGUCCGACGUACUUAAAUGCCGGAGAGGGAACCGAAAUUGACGAUAUUUGAUCGGAACAACGGCCUUCAUUGAAGGCAUCUCUUCCCUCAUGUAAAGUUAUUCUCACAAAUAUAUUGAAGUAUGCAAACCAUUAAAUAUGUAAAUGCCUUUCCCCCUUUUUGAAAUUAUUAAACCAAUUUCUAUUUAAUAAGGUGUUAUUAGGGGAAGUUCAUAUUUGUAUUUAUAUUUGUAUUUAAAAG
Molecule: messenger RNA, 954 nt
Organism: Hibiscus syriacus
Lineage: Eukaryota; Viridiplantae; Streptophyta; Magnoliopsida; Malvales; Malvaceae
Product: homeobox protein knotted-1-like 10
Exons: 4
Coding region: 1-765 (254 amino acids)
Biological process (GO): regulation of DNA-templated transcription
Cellular component (GO): nucleus
Molecular function (GO): DNA-binding transcription factor activity, RNA polymerase II-specific; DNA binding
Source: RefSeq, a predicted model, not a curated record